AUGCCAGGCUUCUCCUUGGGUGGCGAGGGGAGCAAUGCUGGUGGUGCGUCGGGUUCGCACCAGAAGCGGGUCGAAGGUGGGGGUGAUUCGCAACAGCGUCAUGAAUCCGCCGCACUUCCAGGCGGCGGGUCUUCAGUCAGGCCACGUGGUGCCCUAUUUGGGAGCGGAGGCGGGAGUCGGAGUGGUACACAUGCGAAGGCCGGAGGAGACGGCUCAUCCCAGAACGGCGAAAACACUGGCGAAGGAAGCGGGAAAGGGAAAGGGAAAGGGAGGAAAGGGAAGCAACGUGGUGCUUCGACCGCGUCGGGCUCAGUUGCCACACCGGCCACACCUCCGACUGGCAAGCGCCAGCGGCAUGGGAAGGCCAAGAGGACAGGGGCGUAA
Ectocarpus siliculosus is the source of this 384-nucleotide messenger RNA. The record is from the annotation of a GenBank genome assembly. Lineage: Eukaryota; Phaeophyceae; Ectocarpales; Ectocarpaceae.